GCUGAAAGUACAUCAUCAUGUAUUAUUGCUGCUUUAGUAUAAAAGAAGGUAACAUAGUCGGGAGAUUACAGUUCAAGUUUUUAGUAUCAGGAAACUUUGUGAAGUCUUGCAGUUAAGAAGAAUGGCAAAAUCUAUUGAGAAAAUCAAUAUUGAGUCUGUCAUUAUCGAUCCUGAAGCAGGAAUAAAAGAUGGUAAAAAUCCUGUCAUUUUCAUGCAUGGAAUGCUGUGCUCAAAGGAAACCUGGGUUGAAAUCCCUCAAGCUGUAGCCGAUAGCACUGGAAGAAGAGUUUAUGUUUACGAUGCCAGAAAUCAUGGUGAUAGUGGUCACACUGACCAGUCUGGUUUCGACUUGAAUGUCCAAGAUCUCUUAGAAUUUAUGGGAGGUGUAACAGUCAACGAUGCCACAACAGUAGCAGCCGAUCAAGUUAUUUUAGUCGGAUAUGAUAUGGGAGGACUGACUGCAAUCAGUGCUGCUCUAGCAAUACCUAAAAAAUUUGAGAAAGUGAUAGUAAUUGAAAUGUACACUAAGAGAGUGCCGGACUUUCUCCUUGAUCGUUCAAAAAUAUUCAUGACCAAGUGGACUGAAUGUGUUCGCAAACUUCCUAAAGGCACUCCAAUGGAGCUUGUUACAAAAAUAAGCGUGGAAAAACUAUAUGAAGAGUUAGAGGAUGAUAUGAAAGAAAAUAAUGAGAAGUCUUCUUACCAAAAUGCGAAUUUCUUAUACCACGAAACAGCUGAAGGUUAUGAUGUACUUUAUAACACAGAUAAUCUUUGCCAAGCCCUCGACGAACUGAAGGGACAGAAAGAUUUUAAGGGAAAGUAUGAAAAACCAGCUUAUUUCUUCUAUGGGGAAAAAUCUCACUUUAAUAUAGGUAACGAGAAAGAUUCCAUCAAGGAAUUAUUUCCACUAGCUAAAUUCGUUGAGUUUGAAGGAGGUUCACACUUCUUCAUUGCUGAUGUUCCUGAUAAAGUAGCCAGUGAAAUUAGCAAGAGCAUUAAUGAGAUGUCUUAGAGAUCAUGUGAUCUGAUUUGUGCUCAAGUUCUUGAAUGUUAACUUUUUAUUUUAUGCUGUAUUUUUAUGCUUUAAUAUUUUAAAUAAAUUCUCAUGCAGUUUGAAA
Messenger RNA from Parasteatoda tepidariorum (common house spider), 1118 nucleotides. RefSeq names its product sn-1-specific diacylglycerol lipase ABHD11. The record is from RefSeq and is a predicted model, not a curated record. Lineage: Eukaryota; Metazoa; Arthropoda; Arachnida; Araneae; Theridiidae.